CCUACUUUCUUUCACUCGCAGUGGCCUCAAUGCAAUAUUUGGGAGUCUGACCUAGAUUUCGCAAACUUAUUCCCUUCCAGCAUUUGGCCCGUGUCACUCGCUCGCCUCCAUUCCUCUGCUUCACUCCUCGACCUUGGCUGCUUCUCCAGCACCGCUUUCUCCAAUGUCACCAUGUAGAGCCUAGAUCCACUCCUUCCUUCCUCCUCCUCCUCCUCCUCCGUUUGAGGAAAUAAUAGGAGAGGGACUUUUCUAGAAAAAUGUAAAAGUUACAUAAUCCAAAAAACUUCCCGUGGAUUCAGUACGUGGAUAAGAGUUAACAGCCCCAGCUUGUCAUUGGAAAGUCAUUUCGAAGACUCGUACAACAUGGAUCACGACGUAGAAAAGUAUUACACGACUUGCAUGAAACUCGUCAAUAAGGCUGCAGAGGUGAUCGAAACUGCAUUCUACAAGACCAAGCAAGUAGAAUCAAAAUCAUGUGAUAUGGACUUGGUCACAGAGACUGACAAAGAGGUAGAAAAGUUGUUGAUUGAUGGGCUUCACUUGGCAUUUCCAGAUCACAAGUUUAUUGGCGAAGAGUCAACAGCCGGAGGGGAAAAGUGUAUUUUAACCGACGCCCCAACAUGGAUCAUAGAUCCAGUGGAUGGUACUAUGAAUUUCGUUCACUCUCUUCCACUAAUUGCUAUUUCAAUUGGCUUGCUGAUCAACAAAAAACCUAUUAUUGGAAUAAUUUGUAAUCCUAUCUUAAAACAAACGUACACUGCCAAAGACGGACAAGGUGCAUUCCUUAAUGGGACGAAGAUCAAGGUGUCAGGAGAAACUGUUUUAGCGAAAGCUCUAAUUGCCACAGAGUCGGGAACCAACGAUGAUCCUGCAAAGAUUGAAGUAGUUCUAAAAAAUUUGGGCGCUCUCCUAGGAAAAUGUCAUGGUACCCGUGUCAUGGGAUCAGCGGCUUGCGCCAUGGCGUUCGUAGCUUCGGGUGCAGUUGAUAGUUUUUGUCACCUCGGUUUACACUGCUGGGACUUGGCGGCAGGCCAGUUAAUUAUUGAAGAAGCUGGAGGGUUUCUUUGUGAUUAUGGAGGAGGUGAAUUUGAUCUCAUGAGUCGCCGGGUCGUUUGUGCGUCUUCGGAAAAAUUAGCCAAGGACAUUGCCAGCAGAUUAACCCAGUACGAAAUGGAAAGGGACUAAAGGUGUUUGACGAGUAAUCGUUAUCAUCUAUUUAUGAAUUUUCUUAAAAUUCACUGCCGUGUAAUUUAUUUAAUUAUGUACAUACUUAUGAAAGCACUAUUAUCAUCUCGAUGUUUUAGAUAUUACUUGUAAUACUUGAUAGACUUGCAACUUGUGUCCCUAUUGUAGAAUAAUCAUCACUAAUGCAUGCAUUCCAGUGAAUUGUUGUUUUCCUAUAAAUUAGCUGUGCAACUUCUAGCAUAUGUAGUAAUAAACAUAUCUAUAACGUGAAAUUAAUUAAGGAUUAGCAAUACUCUGCCAAUGUUUGUAAGAAAGCUUUCAUCGGAAGCUGGGAACAUAUCAUUGUGCAGUGCGCUAUAAAUAUUGUACCUAAACCGUAGUUAGCGGACACUGGAUUUCAUGGUACACUGUUUCAAAGGUGUUCGUCGAAGUAUACAUGUAUGUAAACACCAGAAAAUCAGGGAAGCUUACUGAAAUCAUCAAUCAGUUUAAUUCUAGUUACAUGUAAAUGUUCGAAGGACAUUGGAGAAAUGGUGAAAUGCCUGGUCAUCAGUCCGAGUUAUGAAUGUUGCGUGAAUGUCAUACUUUAUUUUAUAUUUAUUUGGUAUUUGCAGCCCACAUUGAAUUAGUUUAUAAAUUGCUCCUAAAUCUUUUUAUUUGAUUCCCAAGUUAAUUAGGUGCGAAUCUGUGCAAAAGUUACGUAACGUGAUAUACUCGAUAAGUAUGUGUACUUGUGAUAAGUAUCUGUGUGUAAAUAUACAUACAUGUACAUAUGUUUUACUAAUUAAUUGAAUAUGAAACAUAUUUAUGUAUAACUAUUAUAACUUACGAAAUGGACUGUAUAGUUUGCUGCUUAUUUUUUGUUGAUAAUUUUAAUUGAUCAGUUUUUCAUAUCUGAAUUUUUCUUUCCCGAAUAUGUGCCACAUAUUAUGUGGUGCUUACAAUCGAAUAGUAUAUACGUAAAGUAUUUAAUUAAUGACUAAUUAACAGGGUUCGGAAAAACCCAGGGUUUUAUUCAAAAAGUAUCGACCCAGGGGUUUUAAUGGGUUUUAAUGGGUUUUUUGGGUUUUAAUGGGUUUUAAUGGGUUUAAUGGGUUUUAUUGCGUUUUAUUAGGUUUUACUUAAAUAAUACACUGAAAAAAAUUUUCACAACUAUUGCAACCCAAUUCCAGUCAUACAUAUGCAAAUCCUUGUCCAUGUUAGAAUAUGUACGUAUCUGUUCAUAUUAACUGAUGACAAUUUAAUACCAUUUGGGACCAUAAUUAAUUCUUUUUCCUGAAUACUACCUCUCAUCAUAAUGAAAUCCAAGUUGACCAGAACGGCAAAAAUCUUGUUUUGUAAGCAGUUCAUGUGAAAAUGUCCCCCAUACGACACAUUUCCAAGCAUACAUAUUGAAAAUUAAAAUAUAAGCUUUUUCUACCUCCAACAGAACCUAAAUAUGUCCCUAUUAGAGAGAAAUUCAAACCAUCAAAAGCUUCCAGGGCUUUUGUGGUUGAGUAAAAAUUCAUAAAAUUUGUAAAGUUUUUCAAAAUUUAAUGUUUCCAAAUUUAAUAGUUUUUAGCGAUCUCAAGGUGCAUUAUUACUUCUGGAAAAAAUCGAGUAUUUAUGGAUAACGAAAUACAUUAUUAUGAGCAAAAAAAGUAUAUCCGUAAAAAGAACUUGUUAUGGUCUAGAGUAGUAUUAAAUAAUACAUGAUCAGUUAACCUAUUCCGAAAUUACUUUUCUGUAUCACUUGAAACCUGUGAUGGUAAGGGAUGGAUUCGUUGAUUUAUUCCUGGUUUCAAAACGUACAAUAUUAAAGAACUAAACUGCUUAGCUGCCGUAAAACAACUUCGUCUCACGUAUGAUAGAUGUUUCCAGCUUUUAGAAUAUAGUUUUAAGGUAAAACCCAGUUAAAAUCCAUUAAAACCCGAAUAAAACCCAUUAAAACCCAAAUAAAACCCAUUUAACAUGGUAAAACCCAAUGGGUUUUAUUCAUUAACAACCCAUUAAAACCCAUUAAAACCCAAAAAACCCAACCCAAUAAAACCCUGGGUCGGAAUACCCUGCUAAUUAACUCACCUUUGUCUCUGUGAUUUUGCAAUUGCAGAUGGCAAAUAUUUUCAUAUAUAUGAAAUAUAUAGUAAACAACAAUUCUAUUACUUAUCCAGAAAGUCCCAUUUCGAUAAUAUCUGUAAUAUUCUAUUACAUAUGUAAAUGUUUGUCGUAAAUAUGUGUCAGUAUAUUAUACGUAAGUAAUAUUUGAAUCAAUGUAAUCAUUAUAAAUAUCGUCUCACCACAUUCAACGUACAUAUGUUUGAGUAAAAAUGACUAUAAGAGCUGUCAAAUAAAAAUUAAUAAAAAAUCCGUAGUAGAACCCCAAUAAA
Folsomia candida is the source of this 3551-nucleotide messenger RNA. Its product is annotated as inositol monophosphatase 1. Gene Ontology annotation, biological process: phosphatidylinositol phosphate biosynthetic process; signal transduction; inositol metabolic process. Lineage: Eukaryota; Metazoa; Arthropoda; Collembola; Entomobryomorpha; Isotomidae. The transcript has 10 exons. The coding region runs from base 364 to 1185 and encodes 273 amino acids. Gene Ontology annotation, molecular function: inositol monophosphate 1-phosphatase activity. The record is from RefSeq and is a predicted model, not a curated record.